CUCCGCCACGCGAGCAGCGGCCGCGGGACCCGCACGACUCGGCUCGGCUCGGCUUAGCUUGGCUUGGCUUGGCUUAUCUCGGCUCGGCUCGGCGCUUCUCCACCGCAGGUUCAACAGUGUGACCACUCUAUUGAUUCAUAUACUCACAGCAAAGCCUUCAUCUGUCUCAUGGAUUAUAGAUCCAGAUUGAUGGCUUCAGUAACAGAUGCCAGAUACAGGCAGAAGGAUACUUCAGACCAAAAUUUUGAUUACAUGUUCAAGCUCCUGAUCAUUGGCAACAGCAGCGUGGGUAAAACAUCCUUCCUCUUCAGAUACGCUGAUGACACUUUCACACCAGCCUUCGUUAGCACAGUAGGGAUUGACUUCAAAGUGAAAACAGUUUACAGAAAUGACAAGCGGGUGAAGCUGCAGAUUUGGGACACAGCUGGACAAGAAAGAUACAGGACCAUCACUACAGCCUACUACCGAGGAGCCAUGGGCUUUGUGCUCAUGUAUGACAUCACCAGUGAAGACUCCUUCAAUGCAGUGCAGGACUGGGCCACCCAAAUCAAGACUUACUCCUGGGACAAUGCACAAGUGAUCCUGGUUGGAAACAAAUGUGACAUGGAGGAUGACAGGAUUGUUCCUGUGGAGAAGGGGAAACACCUGGCGGAUCAGCUGGGUUUUGACUAUUUUGAAGCCAGUGCCAAGGAAAACAUCAAUGUGAGGCAGGUGUUUGAGCGUCUCGUGGAUAUAAUCUGUGAAAAGAUGUCGGAGAGUGUAGAAUCAGACAAUUCCAGGGGCACUUCAGGAAGGAGCAUGAGACUCACAGACAACCCACCUCCUUCGCAGCAGAACUGCUCGUGCUAGUGAGCACUUCACCCUGAGGAAUGUCCUUCUCCCUUCCUGACUAAAUGUCACCUUUUCAUUUGUGCUGGUGGGUUAUCAUGUAGUCCAAAGGCAGAAGUCUCUGUUGUAGGAAACUGGUACGUUUGUUUAAUGUGCUGGAGUGUUAAUAUUAUGUAUUUCCUCAUCCAAUAAUUUAAAAAUCUGAAAAAAAAAAAAAAUGGUUGUAAGUGCACCUUGUGUGAAUGUGAGUUACACUGAAGAAAAAUAAUUGUGUGGUGUUCCAAAUGUUAUUUCCACAGAGAAUGUUGCAUUUUUAAUUAUAAAUUCCUCUACUGCAGAGAUUUUUGGUCAAGAACAGUGGGAAGCACAAAAACCAAUUAAGAGGGACCGGGUCUAAAAGAAAAUGGGGGAAAAUCUUUUAUAAAGUAAGAUUAUACUUUUUUUUUUUUAACGUGAAGCCAAAAAAAAAAAAAAUCAAUCCCCAGGUAUUUUGAGAAUCAUCAUUGCUGUCCUAAAGAUGUGGGCCUCAGUUUUCCUGUACGGUGGAGCAGAAAAGCAAAGCAUGUUUGUC
Messenger RNA from Empidonax traillii (willow flycatcher), 1399 nucleotides. RefSeq names its product RAB3B, member RAS oncogene family (gene RAB3B). Gene Ontology annotation, biological process: protein localization to plasma membrane; protein secretion; regulation of exocytosis. NCBI's taxonomy places the organism in Eukaryota, Metazoa, Chordata, Aves, Passeriformes, Tyrannidae. The transcript is spliced from 6 exons. Gene Ontology annotation, molecular function: GTP binding; GTPase activity. Gene Ontology annotation, cellular component: endosome; synaptic vesicle; plasma membrane. The record is from RefSeq and is a predicted model, not a curated record. Bases 169 to 849 code for a protein of 226 amino acids.